Molecule: messenger RNA, 231 nt
Organism: Babesia ovata
Lineage: Eukaryota; Apicomplexa; Aconoidasida; Piroplasmida; Babesiidae
Product: general transcription factor IIH polypeptide 5 GTF2H5
Exons: 3
Coding region: 1-231 (76 amino acids)
Biological process (GO): transcription by RNA polymerase II; nucleotide-excision repair; transcription initiation at RNA polymerase II promoter
Cellular component (GO): transcription factor TFIIH holo complex; transcription factor TFIIH core complex
Source: RefSeq, a predicted model, not a curated record
AUGGUAUCGGCUCUCCGAGGUAUACUGGUCAAAUGUGACCCGCCGACUAUGGAGAUAGUCCGGCAGAUUAACGAGACACGGCAGUUCAUCAUCGAACAGAUCGACGAGAGCGUGGCGCUCUGCCAGGACAACGUCUUUGACUUUUUAAAGGAGGAGGUAACACGCCGCCUGGAGUUCGCUGAGCGACUCACGCCUGCCGAAUCGAAGCCUGCAGCUACGGAUAGCGAGUGA